Durio zibethinus is the source of this 541-nucleotide messenger RNA. RefSeq names its product small ribosomal subunit protein eS28z/eS28y. Gene Ontology annotation, biological process: maturation of SSU-rRNA; ribosomal small subunit assembly; translation. Lineage: Eukaryota; Viridiplantae; Streptophyta; Magnoliopsida; Malvales; Malvaceae. Gene Ontology annotation, cellular component: ribosome; cytosolic small ribosomal subunit. The record is from RefSeq and is a predicted model, not a curated record. Gene Ontology annotation, molecular function: structural constituent of ribosome.
UUCCAUUAUUCUUGUCUAUAUAAACCCUAAUCUAGGGCUUUUUCCAUCCCCACCCCGGAAACUCGCAAGAGAAGCAGCCGUUCUCCUUUUGGUCUCCUCGUAACUUUAUCUUCUCUUAGCCAAGGUUCAGUCAGAAUGGAUUCCCAAAUUAAGCAUGCUGUGGUGGUGAAAGUUAUGGGGAGGACAGGAUCAAGAGGUCAGGUGACUCAAGUGAGAGUCAAAUUUGUGGAUGAUCAGAACCGAUACAUUAUGAGGAACGUGAAGGGACCGGUUAGGGAGGGAGAUAUUCUCACCUUGCUUGAGUCUGAGAGAGAAGCUAGGAGGCUUCGUUGAUCGGUUUUAUCUUUGCUUUGUUACAUUGUUGAUGUUAUGUUGCAUUAGCUAGUUAUUAUCUGCUGAGUUUUGUUACUUUUAAAAAGGUGUCCAGUUUGUCAUACCAAGACUUGGAUUUGGGAGAAUGGUUUCCAUGGAUGAGUUGUUUUAAAGCUUCAUUAUGAUGUUGAAAUGAACUAAGUUGGUUUUGAGAUUUGUGUCCCGUUAA